This is a messenger RNA of Capra hircus (goat), 1770 nucleotides long. RefSeq names its product interferon-inducible GTPase 1. Gene Ontology annotation, biological process: defense response; cellular response to interferon-beta. NCBI's taxonomy places the organism in Eukaryota, Metazoa, Chordata, Mammalia, Artiodactyla, Bovidae. The record is from RefSeq and is a predicted model, not a curated record. The coding region runs from base 200 to 1456 and encodes 418 amino acids. The transcript has 2 exons. Gene Ontology annotation, molecular function: GTPase activity; GTP binding. Gene Ontology annotation, cellular component: endoplasmic reticulum membrane.
CUGGGCGUCAUUUCCCAGGCAGGCUAGAGGUUUACCUGUCCUUGCUCUCUACUCUGUCUGCAUUUGCCUAGACAAGAACAGUUCUCUGGAGUGUUCCUGUGCUGGGGGUUGCAGGGAGCAAUUCACCAGACUGCAUUUUCUGCUCGUUUAGUGGAAACUUUCAGAUCCUCCUUUUUGACGGAUUAUUCAGUUAACUGGCAUGGAUCCACUCCUCUUAGACAUCAUUAAGAAAAAUGAUUUUGGGCAACUGGCCUCAAAGUUUCCAUCUUACUACCAAACAUUAGUCAGUAAAGUGGGGGGGAUCCUCUCUCAGGUAAGCCUUAAACGUAUUCAAAAAGGCUUUGAGAAGGGGCAACCAAAAGAGGUGGCUGAUGAAAUUGAGAGAGCACUUCAGAGCGCCGAGAAUGCUGCCCUGAAUGUGGCUGUGAUUGGGCAAUCUGGUUCUGGCAAGUCCAGUUUCAUCAAUGUCUUGCGAGGAAUUGGGCAUGAACAGGCUGGAUCUGCUUCUGUUGGAGUUGUGCCAACCACCACAAAGAAAACUCCCUAUCCACAUCCGAAGCGUCCCAACAUGAUCUUCUGGGACCUGCCUGGAACUGGGACCCCCGAAUCCAAUCCAGACCCUUAUCAAGAAGUAGUGGGAGAUGAUAACUAUGACUUUUUCAUCAUUAUUUCUUCCUCACGGUUUAGCGCAAACGAUGCUUUCCUGGCCCAGAAGAUUCAGGAGAAGGGAAAAAAAUUCUACUUUGUUAGAACCAAGGUGGAUAGUGAUUUAUAUAAUGAAAAGAAAAGCAAACCCAGAUCUUUCAAAAAGGAGACAGUCCUUCAGCAGAUCCGAGACAACUGCCUGGUCAAUCUCAGCAAAAUUGUAUCUGAGCCGACUGUCUUCCUGGUGUCCAACUUUGAGCCGAAGGAGUUUGAUUUCCCGAAACUGCAGGAGACACUGCUGCAGGAUCUCCCUGCUGAAAAGCGCUACAUCACUCUCUUGUUGCCAAAUUUGUCUGAGACUUUCAUUGAGGUGAAGAAAGCUUUGAUCAAGGAGAAGCUCUGGCUGAAAGCCUUCGGGAAAGCCCUUUUGGCCUUCUUCCCCAUGACGCCUUUCUGCUGUGGCUUUAAUUUGUCUGAACAGAAGAGGCACUUGAAAGACUAUCAGAGGUAUUUUGGUUUGGAUAAGGAGUCGGUCAGUCAGAUUGCCCAGAACCUGGGCAUAUCUGAGCAAGAGAUCUACAGCCUCAUGAAGUCCGCAGAUUUCAACUCACUUGUGAAGGAUGACAGUAUAAUAGCCAAUGUCAAGAAGUGUGCUGAGUACAUUUGCUCAGUUACUGGACUCAUCCCGUCUUCUGUGUUCCAGUUUUACAAAGCCUACUUCCUCCAUUUGAAAUUUGUCGAUACAGUGGCAGAAGAUGCUAAAAGAGUCUUGGCCAAGAUUGAGGAGAUGAAGCCUGAUAGGAUGGAGUAGAGACCGGUGGAGUUGCCCAUGUGAAUAACAAGUGAACCUCACAUGUUGUGUUCUCUGAGUGGGUCAGGAUCUUCUACGUACCACCAAGGCCAGUGCUUCCCAAUUGGAAAAUAUUUUCUCUCUGUUAGAAAAAGCCUAUUGCUCCACAUUGAUACUUUACUGCUCUACAGGGGAAUUUGACCAUAGCCUGUUUACUGCACUCUCUGAGCUGUUUUCCUCGAAUCAUGAUAGAAAUGUACCAUGUACCUUUCAUUAAUAAUCCAGUGUUAUGAAGUAGUUUUCUUUUGCAUGAUUUAUUCAGAUAAUAAAAUGUU